GUCAGGAGGCUUGGAAGUGGCGGGAAAACUCGUUUGGGAGUGGGAUUCCUUCCUUACGGCGCCCGAAGCCGAGCGGCUAUGAGCCUCUGGGUGGACAAAUACCGGCCGUGCUCCUUAGGGCGGCUCGACUACCACAAGGAGCAGGCGGCCCAGCUGCGGAACCUGGUUCAAUGUGGUGACUUUCCUCAUCUGCUAGUAUAUGGACCAUCAGGUGCUGGAAAAAAGACAAGAAUUAUGUGUAUCCUACGUGAACUUUAUGGUGUUGGAGUGGAAAAAUUGAGGAUUGAACAUCAAACCAUCACAACACCAUCUAAAAAGAAAAUUGAAAUCAGCACUAUUGCAAGUAAUUACCACCUUGAAGUUAAUCCCAGUGAUGCUGGAAAUAGUGACCGGGUAGUAAUUCAGGAGAUGUUGAAAACAGUGGCACAAUCGCAGCAACUUGAAACAAACACUCAAAGAGAUUUUAAAGUGGUGUUAUUAACAGAAGUUGACAAACUCACCAGAGAUGCUCAACAUGCCUUGCGGAGGACCAUGGAAAAAUACAUGUCCACCUGCAGAUUGAUCUUGUGUUGCAAUUCUACAUCCAAAGUCAUACCACCUAUUCGUAGUCGGUGCCUGGCAAUUCGGGUGCCUGCACCCAGCAUCGAAGAUAUUUGCCAUGUGUUGACAACUGUGUGCAAAAAGGAAGGUUUGACUCUCCCACCACAGCUGGCUCACAGACUAGCAGAAAAGUCCUGCAGAAACCUCAGGAAAGCCCUGCUCAUGUGUGAAGCCUGCCGGGUACAGCAAUAUCCUUUUACUGAAGAUCAAGAAAUCCCUGAAACAGACUGGGAGGUAUAUCUGAGAGAGACUGCAAAUGCUAUUGUCAGUCAGCAGACACCACAAAGGCUCCUUGAAGUUCGUGGAAGGCUUUAUGAGCUUUUAACUCAUUGUAUUCCUCCGGAGAUAAUAAUGAAGGGCCUUCUCUUGGAACUUUUGCAUAAUUGUGAUGGACAGCUGAAAGGGGAAGUGGCCCAGAUGGCAGCUUACUAUGAGCACCGUCUGCAGCUGGGUAGCAAAGCCAUUUAUCACCUGGAAGCCUUUGUAGCCAAGUUUAUGGCACUUUAUAAGAAGUUCAUGGAGGAUGGAUUGGAAGGCAUGAUGUUCUGACUGGCAGUAAUUUUUUCAACUGUUUGUCAGAAUCAACAUUUAUUGAUGAUUUAUAUUAGGAGAGCUAUGGGUAAAAUUAAUAAACUUUACUUCACUAUGCCUUACUUCUAUUUUUUUCUUUUACUAGUAAUUCCUCUGUUUACUAUUAACCAUCCCCAUGUUAAAUAAUUGCUCCUGUAUUGUUAGAAGUAUAUUGAAAGGACACUGGUAAUCAUUAAAGCCCAAGAAAAGAAUUUUACUGUAAAAUAA
Molecule: messenger RNA, 1398 nt
Organism: Perognathus longimembris pacificus (Pacific pocket mouse)
Lineage: Eukaryota; Metazoa; Chordata; Mammalia; Rodentia; Heteromyidae
Gene: Rfc3
Product: replication factor C subunit 3
Exons: 9
Coding region: 79-1149 (356 amino acids)
Biological process (GO): DNA repair; DNA-templated DNA replication
Cellular component (GO): DNA replication factor C complex; nucleus
Molecular function (GO): DNA clamp loader activity; ATP hydrolysis activity; DNA binding
Source: RefSeq, a predicted model, not a curated record